AUAUGACAACAUUCAUACUGUUGGUUGAAAUGAUUAGACUAAUAAUGAAAGUGCACUCUUAUGUGAUGGAAACUACUGGUGAUUCACAAAUAUUACCGGAUGUCCACAAUAAGGAACAAAUGAUAAAUUAUCCAGAUCUAUUUCAAUUAAUUUACUUUUUAUUUGCACCCACACUUAUUUAUAAAAAUGAAUAUCCAAGGACAUUAAAAAUACGGUGGAGUUUUGUGAUUAAAAAUCUAUUGCAAGUGGUAUUCACAGCAUUCAGUGCAUUGUUCAUAAUUAGACCGUUUCUGAUGAACACCUAUUCCCAGAUUGGAUACAAACCAAUCAAUUUGCGACACAUAUUUAAUAUAAUAGCCAUAGCCUAUCCAUUAGGUGCAGUGGCAAUACUUUUGGUAUUUUAUGGCUUUUUCCAGUGUUGGUGUAAUGCCUGCGCCGAGUUAUUACGGUUCGCUGACCGCCAGUUCUAUACCGAGUGGUGGACAUUGAAAAGCUGUCGAGACUUUUACCGAAACUGGAAUACCAUUGUUCAGGACUGGCUCUACGCUUAUGUAUUGAUACCUGUAUUUAAUUUAACUCACAGUAAAUACUUAAGCAAUUGUAUGGUUUUGGUGGUGUCGGCCAUCGUUCACGAGUAUCUAUUGGCGGUUCCCAUACAGUCUUUGUGUCCUAUAUUUAUUGUUAUGUUUGCCGUAAUUGGCAAUAUUGAAUUGAUUAUAAACCGUUCAAAAAUGUUAAGAGCUUUUGAUUUUUAUAAUACACUUUAUUUUAUUUUAUUAUUUAUUGGAUGGGCUAUAUAUCUCAACUUAUAUAGUAUUGAAUGGUAUUCUCGGCAAAAUUGUCCCAUUGAUAAUCCGUCAAUUACCGAUUACCUUAUUCCUCGAUUUCCAACAUGUAUUCACUUUACAUAUAUUUAA
Molecule: messenger RNA, 917 nt
Organism: Oppia nitens
Lineage: Eukaryota; Metazoa; Arthropoda; Arachnida; Sarcoptiformes; Oppiidae
Product: sterol O-acyltransferase 1-like
Exons: 5
Coding region: 3-917 (304 amino acids)
Cellular component (GO): endoplasmic reticulum membrane
Source: RefSeq, a predicted model, not a curated record